Molecule: messenger RNA, 6745 nt
Organism: Dunckerocampus dactyliophorus (ringed pipefish)
Lineage: Eukaryota; Metazoa; Chordata; Actinopteri; Syngnathiformes; Syngnathidae
Gene: nat10
Product: N-acetyltransferase 10
Exons: 30
Coding region: 112-3201 (1029 amino acids)
Biological process (GO): rRNA acetylation involved in maturation of SSU-rRNA
Cellular component (GO): nucleolus; 90S preribosome
Molecular function (GO): ATP binding; 18S rRNA cytidine N-acetyltransferase activity; tRNA binding
Source: RefSeq, a predicted model, not a curated record
CGUCAAACGCGUCUCCUUCCACGUGAGUUUAUUAACAAGAGUGAUGGCUGAUCGCAUUUAAACUGCAUUGUCUAGAAUUGUGGGAUUUAAGGAAGCGAUAAACGGAAAACAAUGGCAACCGUCCGCAAGAAGGUUGACAACCGGAUUCGUAUCCAGAUAGAGAAUGGAGUCGCUCUGCAGCAUCGUACUAUGUUUGUGGUGGUGGGAGACCGUGGGAGAGAUCAGGUGGUGAUUCUGCAUCACAUGCUCUCUAAGGCCACAGUCCGAGCGCGACCGUCUGUUCUGUGGUGCUACAAGAAAGAGCUUGGCUUUAGCAGCAAUCGUAAGAAGCGUAUGAAGCAGCUGAAGAAGAAAAUAAAAAGUGGCACGCUGAAUCUGAAUCAGGAUGACCCUUUUGAGCUGUUCAUUGCUGCGACCAACAUCCGCUACUGUUACUACAGUGAGACACACAAGAUACUAGGAAACACUUUUGGCAUGUGCGUCUUACAGGACUUUGAAGCUCUCAGUCCCAAUCUUUUAGCCAGAACUGUUGAGACGGUCGAAGGCGGUGGUAUUGUGGUCAUAUUACUACGCACAAUGAACUCACUGAAGCAGCUAUAUACAAUGACUAUGGAUGUGCACGCUCGUUAUAGAACUGAGGCCCAUCAGGAUGUGGUCGGAAGGUUCAAUGAGAGGUUCAUUCUGUCUCUUGCCUCCUGCAAAAACUGUGUUGCUAUUGAUGACCAGCUCAACAUCCUGCCCAUUUCCAGCCACAUGGCCAACAUCAAGCCAGUUCCUCCAAAGACACAGGAGGAUGGUUUGCCUCCACAAGAACAGGAGCUGAAGGACCUGAAGGAGUCUCUUCAGGACACUCAACCUGUGGGUGUUUUGGUGGAUAACUGCAGGACUAUGGACCAGUCCAAAGCAGUACUGAAGUUCAUUGAAGCCAUCUCGGAGAAGACCCUCAGAAGCACCGUGGCUCUGACGGCUGCUCGUGGCCGAGGCAAAUCUGCAGCCCUGGGACUGGCUGUCGCUGGAGCCGUGGCCUUUGGCUACUCCAACAUCUUUGUAACGUCGCCCAGCCCAGACAAUCUCCACACCAUGUUUGAGUUCAUCUUUAAAGGCUUUGAUGCACUCCAGUAUCAGGAACAUCUGGACUACGAGAUUAUCCAGUCACUCAAUCCAGAAUUCAACAAAGCGGUGGUGCGGGUGAACGUCUUUAAAGAGCACAGACAGACCAUUCAGUACAUCCAUCCAGGCGAUGCUGUUAAACUGGGCCAGGCUGAGCUUCUGGUCAUUGACGAAGCUGCAGCCAUCCCUCUACCCCUAGUCAAGAACCUGCUGGGACCAUAUCUGGUUUUCAUGGCCUCCACCAUCAAUGGCUAUGAAGGCACGGGUCGGUCCCUCUCCCUCAAACUGAUUCAGCAGCUGAGACAGCAGAGUGCAGACGGCCAACACAGCAUGACAGCAGAGAACAGGAACACCAACACAGCCAGGCUAGCAGCAGCUCGUACGCUACAUGAAGUCAGCCUGCACGAGUCUAUUCGCUACGCACCAGGCGACGCGGUGGAGAAGUGGCUCAAUGAGCUGCUCUGCCUGGACUGUCUGAACAUUCCCAGGCUCAUAUCUGGUUGCGCACUUCCACAAUCCUGUGACCUGUAUUACGUCAACAGAGACACAUUGUUUUGCUACCACAAGGCGUCUGAAGCCUUCCUGCAGAGGCUGAUGGCCCUUUAUGUGGCAUCCCAUUACAAGAAUUCUCCCAAUGACCUGCAGAUGUUGUCCGAUGCUCCGGCCCAUCACCUCUUCUGUCUUCUACCACCUGUUCCUCCCACACAGAAUUCGCUGCCUGAGGUCCUCGCCGUGGUGCAGGUGUGUCUUGAGGGCGAAAUAUCGCGACAGUCCAUCCUCAACAGCCUUUCCAGAGGGAAGAAAGCAUCAGGUGACCUGAUUCCAUGGACUGUAUCAGAACAGUUCCAAGAUGCUGAGUUUGGUGGCCUGUCUGGAGGCAGAGUGGUGCGCAUAGCUGUGAACCCGGACUACCAAGGGAUGGGCUAUGGCUCACGAGCACUCCAGCUGCUGCAGAUGUACUACGAGGGCAAGUUCCCCACCCUUGAGGAGAACCCAGACAUCAAACACAACCAAAUUACCCCAGUCAGCAGCGAGGCCGUCACACUGCUGGAGGAGGUGGUGACUCCACGUAAGGAGCUCCCUCCUCUGUUGCUGAAGCUGAGUGAGAGACGAGCAGAGCAACUACACUAUUUAGGAGUCUCCUACGGCCUCACGACACAGCUACUCAAGUUCUGGAAGAAAGCGGGUUACACUCCAGUCUACUUGAGACAAACGCCUAACAACCUGACGGGAGAGCACUCGUGUGUGAUGGUGAAGGAGCUGAUGUCUGACGAGGAGGAGAGCCAGUGGCUGUCUGCAUUCUGGAAAGAUUUCCGCAGGCGCUUCCUGUCACUGCUCUCCUACCAGUUCCGCAGCUUCCACCCGAGCCUGGCACUGAGCAUCCUGCAGAACAAGAGUUCCACGGAGACAGCGAGCAGUUUGAGUAGCUCGCAGCUGGCAGUCCACUUCAGUCUGUAUGACCUCAAACGUCUGGAGUUGUACUCGCGCAGCAUGGUGGACUACCACCUCAUCAUGGACCUGAUCCCUACCAUAGCACGCAUGUUCUUCCUCAAGCAGCUGGGUGAUGUCUCCCUGUCAGCAGCCCAAUGUGCCUUGUUGUUGGGCGUCGGGCUUCAGCACAAAUCAGUGGACCAGCUGGAGAAGGAGAUCAACCUCCCGAGCUCGCAGCUCAUGGGGCUCUUUAACCGCCUCGUGCGCAAAUUUGUGCAAGUUUUUACCAGCAUUCAGGAAAAGGCCAUCGAAGCAGAGAUGGCAAUGACGAAGGACAUCACAAUGGAGCCAACUGUCCAAAACCUUCAGGAUGAUCUGAAUGAUGCCGCAAAGGAGUUUGAGGAGAAGCACAAACAGGAUAAAGAGAAAGUGAGGGAACUUGACCUGGAAGAGUACAGGAUCCGUGGAGGUGAUGAGGAAUGGGAUGAGGUGCUGAAGAAAGCUGGCAGCACGGCCAUGGUCAGCAUCAAAAGUGACAAGAAGAGGAAAUUAGAGGUGGCGGACAAUGGAGGUCUGCAGCAUGGGAAGCAAAAAAAGGAAAUACAGGCUGGCAAAUGCAAGAAGGUCAAACGUGGCAAAUUUGGAAAGGUGUUCAAGUGAUCUGCUGCUUCACGGCAUCCGAUGCAAAGAUGCAGUCGAUGGCUUGCUGGGAGAGCGUCCACAUGGCUUCAUGGCCCAGGCCGAACGUGGUUGCCGCCAGCUGGUAUUCCUGAGACAAGUCUGUACUGAAGACUCCCUUGUCAUCAGUCUGCAUUUGGAUGAGGAACAAAAAACACACAGAUGUAGCAAGUACACAUGCUACUGUGAAUGAUACACAUGAUAUGGAUGUGGCAGCGCAUGAGGCAGGAUUGGAUCUGUGCUUUAUGUACACAAUAAACCUUGCAAACCAACCUCCCUUGGUGUUGCCAGUGUCACUCACGCCAGACAAUAAUGUGGAACGUGUGCGCUACAGCUAGUCGAUAACUUGUGGGACAGCUGCACCAAAAUCCCAACAGUUGUGUUCCAUUCUACUUUUGGAGUAUUGUUAACACGUAUGUGUGAGGGGGUACUCUUGGUAUGACAAAGAGACUCUUGACAUGAAACACCACCCCCAGAGGGGGCAGGGGGCAGACAGGAAGUGAUGUCGGGGGUUCAGAGUUGAGUUAGCUUGGUGAGAUCAUUCAAACCUGCCGUUUGUUUCGGCAAUCAAGUCUGGUGCUUGUGUGUCUCCCGCAACAUGACAUUAAGAUGACUGAUACCUAGUGAGCUGUGGACAAUACUACAUAAUGUCUUUGACUACACUCCUGAUCCAAAUCCUAAGACCAGUUGAAAAGUGGCUAAAAUUAGCAUGUUGACAGUUGGAUUUAAAGUUGUGUCAAAACGGAAGAAACUCACGCAAAUGACACUCGGGUGCCCCAGCUGGUACCAGUACUUGAAGUGAUGCUGGGAGUAAGACGGUACAGUUUGGCCUCUCACGUUUGAUGUCAAGCAGAGCUCUGCAGGGAAGAAACCAAGCAAAUCAACAAAAAGGUCAUUGUGAGUUGUCAUCAUUCCUCUGCCCACCCAAAGGGAUGUUGUUCUUGGUGACUUUGUCCACAAGGCUUUGGGAUCCACCCACGUCAGGAUGGAGGAAGGUGCCGUGACCGAUCCUGUCUGGAGGCAAACUCAGCAGCAGCUCAGACUCCUCACGCUGAGACGGCAACUGAAACAGUUGAUGCUCUAUCGUCACUUUCCUCACACACACACACACACUGGACACUACAUUAGGCACACUUGCGUCGAGGGUUCUUGCGCUUUAGCUUCAUCCAAGUGUUUUCAGGAUCACUUGCAUUUUUUGGUCCCACUUAAAUGUUUCAGAUCAAACAAAUGUAAACAUUAGUCAAUGACAACACAACUCAACACAAAAUACACUUUUUAAAUGAAGCUUUUUAUUAUUAAGGGAGGAAAAACAUCCAAAGCGAGGUGGCCCCGUGUGAAAGAGUGAUGGCCCCCUAAAGCUAAUAACUGCUUGGCCCCCCUCUUAGCAGCAACAACUGAUAACUUGCAAUGAGUCUCUUCCAGCGCUGGGGAGGAAUUUAGCAGAAUUGUUGUCAUUCAGCCACAUUGGAGGCUUUUCCUUGUUAAGGUCAUGCCACAGCAUCUCAAUAGGAUUCAGGUCAGGACUUGGACUAGACCGCUCCAAAGUCUUCAUCCAUUCAGAGGUGGACUUGCUGGUGUGUUUUGGAUCAUUGUCCUGCUGCAGAACCCAAGUUGCUUUCAGCUUGAGGUCACCAACAUUCUCCUUCAGCACAUUUCAUGCUUCCAUUCAUCACAGCAAGUCUUCCAGGUCCUGAAGACAAUCACACUACCACCACCAUAUUUUACUGUUGCUCUGAUGUUCUUUUUCUGAAAUGCCAGAUGUAAUGGGACACACACCUUCCAAAAAGUCCAACUUUUGAGUAUUUUCCCAAAGGUCUUGGGGAUCAUCAUGUUCUCUGCCAAAAUGGAGACGAGCCUUAAAGUUGUUUUUGUUCAGCAGUGGUUUUGGUCUUGGAACUCUUCAAGAUUCAAGAUUCAAGAGAGUUUUAUUGUCAUGUGCAUAGUAAAACAGCAGUUAUACCAUGCAAUGAAAAUCUUAUUCUGUUCAUUCUCCCAAGAAAAGAAAGAAAACACAAGAAAGAAUAAGAACAUAAGAAACAUAAACACAUAAACAUAUAUACCAAUAAAUUAAGCAACAACAACAGAAGAGACAUUAAUACAAAUAAAUAAUACAAAUAAAUAAAUAAAUAAAAGUGCUAUGAAUGUGCGUGUGUUGCGUGUGUGAGUGCUUCGUUGAGAAGCCUGAUGACCUGUGGGUAAAAGCUGUUUGCCAGCCUUGUGGUCCUGGACUUCAAACUCCUGUAGCGUCUGCCUGACGGUAGGAGUGUGAAUAAUGAGUGUUGUGGAUGUGUGCUGUCCUUGAUGAGGUUGUGUGUUCUGCGUAGGACUCUAGUUUUAUAAAUGUCUUGCAGUGAGGGGAGGGCUGCCCCAACAAUGUUCUGUGAGGUCUUGAUCACCCGCUGGAGUGCCUUCCUAUCACGUGUUGUACAGUUACCGUACCAAACAGUGAUGGAGGCGGUAAGGACACUUUCCAUAGUGCAUCUGUAGAAGCAACUCAGGAUUGUGGUGGACAUGCCAAAUUUCCUCAGUCUUCUCAGGAAGUACAGUCUCCUUUGGGACUUCUUCAUCAUUUGUUGGGUGUUGUGAGACCAGGUGAGGUCCUCGCUGAUGUGUGUGCCAAGGAACUUGAAGGUUUUCACCCUCUCCACCUCAGUCUCAUCAAUAAACAGGGGUCUAUGCGGCUCCUUUUCCCUUGUUCUUGGGUCGAUGAUCAUCUCUUUAGUCUUAUCUGUAUUGAGAAGGAGAUUGUUAUCACGACACCAAGCUAUGAGGUCCGCCACCUCUCUUCUGUAUGAUGUUUCAACACCACCAGUGAUCAGUCCGAUGACUGUAGUGUCAUCUGCAAAUUUAAUGAUGCUGGUGUUGUUCUGGGAGGCCACGCAAUCGUAGGUGAAGAGCGUGUAGAGAAGCGGACUCAGCACACACCCCUGUGGGGUCCCAGUGCUCACAAUUCUUGAGCUGGAUGUGCGGUUGUGGACUGACUGGGGCCUGCCUGUUAGAAAGUUAAACACCCAGUUACAGAGGGAGGGUGACAGGCCAAGUGUGAGGAGCUUAUUUGUGAGUUUGUGGGGGCAGACUGUAUUAAAAGCAGAGCUAUAGUCUAUAAAUAGCAUUCUGACAUAUGUGUCCUGGCCCUGUAGGUGAGAAAGGGCUGUGUGGAUGGCAGUGUUGACUGCAUCAUCCGUGAACCGGUUCUGGCGAUAUGCAAACUGUAGAGGGUCCACAGUUGCCGCCGGGAUGCUCUUUUUGAUGUGGGUCAUGACUAAUCUUUCAAAGCACUUCAUAACAAUAGGAGUGAGUGCUAUAGGGCGAUAGUCAUUCAAGCAGGUCACGUUGCUCUUCUUGGGUACGGGCACUAUGGUGGUGGACUUAAAGCAGGUCGGUACAGAUGCUUGUGCAAGCGACAGGUUAAAUGUGUCAGCAAGCACAUCAGCUAGCUCUGAUGAGCAAACCCGAAGUGCACGUCCUGAGAUGUUGUCUGGGCCUGCUGCUUUUCGUGGGUUUGUUUUGUUCAGAACCCUGCGCA